AAUCACUGCUGUAAGAGGCCACGAAAAGACUCGCCUUUUGGCAGUAACAACUUUGUCCUAUUGCUAACACUUUUAUAACUCCACUUAUGAAAAUAUUUGAAGUUUGACUUAACCUAUUUUACUUCUUUCAGACAAUUUUCUCUUGAUUUCUCGGUUACCACUGACGAUAAUUUGUCUCGUGUUGUCACGCGAUAUCACACUCUUGUUCUGUUUUACGUGACGUGUUCUUGCUCAAUACAGUUUUCACGUAAUGAGUGAGUAAUUUAUGUUUUGAGUGAUUUAUGACCUGCGAUAACCCCAAAUUCUUGUAUUUCCUAAGUGUAAAAGACAUUGAUGAGAGAUGAAACGUGAAUAACAGAACGUACGCAGGGAGAUUGUAAAGCGAAGUUGUGCAUUUGUUUCAAGGGGAUGGAGGAUAUAUUUUCAGAUUGGCUACUUUGGUCUCAAAAAUCUCACUAUUUGGACAGUGACAGCGUCCGCGCAAUAAAAGUAAGCGUCUUAUAGGGUUCAGAUAUACAGGAAGAAAGGGAGAGAGAAUUCCCAGAAUUUUCUCUUCCUGUUUUUAUCGAACCAGUUCAACCAACGCAACCACAGUUUCUCAUGGAAGUGACUAAACCCUUUAUUUUUUGACUACUUGAUUCCACAAGACGAGUUUUCCAUGCAUUUGUAUUUUAUCUGCACCUCUUCGAAUUUGAGUUAUAGCUACAUGGUUUACCAGAAACCGUGCGUGAUCCAAGAACGUUUUGUCUGUGAGUGUAACACUCUUAAGCUCAGUGGGAAACGCCGGAUACAUCACACGAUACUGUAGAUGCCAACGCUAAAUAUAUUACCGCAAGGAAUGUUUCGGUUCUAAUUCUGCAUGUGGAGUGACAAGCAAGCCAAGAAUGACGCUUUGCAGUUUAAGUAACGAGUUCGUUUUGCGAUCAUUUUGACACGAUGAAAGGACCAGAAGUGGUUUUGUUUGUGAGCGUGAUCUUCGAGCUUUGGAUGGGGCUAAGCUCAGCCAGAAAGGCAUCGGAUAAAGAAAGCACGACACACAAAACACCUUUGCGACCCAAGGAAGAGCGGAAAUACGUAAUCAAAGAGAAAGGAAGCGAAGUCGAUGAUGGAGACUCUUUGCUACUACGUCCAAACUAUUUGGCGUCGGAACCCGAGAACGUACCAGCUGGAAUGACAAACGUGAAGCAUCCUGGAGGAUCCUUAACUGCAGCUGGUGGAGAUGGAACCUUGGACGACACGUCUGCCAUUCAGGCCAUUGUUAAUCACGCUGCAAGUUCCAUAAACAACAAGGUAUUCUUCCCUCGAGGUGAAUACCUAAUUAGCAGUGACAUCGCCAUCCCUGGCCCGGUGGAACUUCAUGGAACACAAAGCGGUAUAGCAGUUAUUACGUCUUCGACCCCAUAUGCUCUUAAAAUUCAUAAUGCUUCACCAGUGAAAUCGGUUUUAUUCAAUAAUGUGUACUUCGACGGAAUUCGGGUGAAAUUUGACGGUGAAGUCCAUGGACCAUCAGCCACCAGUAAUAUUACCAUAAAAAGCUGUAUAUUCUUUUCAUCCGGAAGUCCGACUCUGAGAAAUGCCAAGAGGCAGCAGUUGAAAAUGGUGGACCUUGGAAGCAGCAAUGUGUACAGAAGUAUCUUUUUACGCGAUUCUAAUGCGUAUGGAGUUGCUUCGAAAUUCACCAGAACCGUUGGCGUAGACGUGAGAGAAAACAUAUUUGGGCUCGAUUUAAGUAAGGGGGGCUGGUUAGCCACCAAAGUUGAGCCGGUAUGGUACUGGCGAGACCGAAAAGAAAAAUUAGAGUUUCUUAUGACUCACUACAAUUUGGAAGCUGAUCAAGGCUUCUUUAAAAGUUGUUAUUAUGAAGAGUGCGACGAAAGGAUGAGACUGGCGAAAAAUAUCUUCAACGGAAGUCCCAACAUAGGCCGUCACCGAGACCACGUGAUGUACCUCAAGGGCUUUAAUAUGAUGGAAGUGGUGGGUAAUUACAUCAGAGGCUGGCCAGCGGAUCUUUCAGGUGGCAUUAAGGCCCGAAAUGGAAAAAAUCUAUUGGUUGCUCGUAAUUACGUUGACGACACAGGUAUUCUGUUGUAUACUCACAGAAAAAUCAAGCCCUGUCUUCAUAAUGGUCUGAAGAAUGUUGUCAUCUACGGAAAUCACCUCGUGCAACGAACCAAUCCUGGUCAUCGUGCAAGUGGUAUAAGCUAUUAUGAACCCCAUAAUCAGGGAAGAGAUAGGAACAUUACUUACUCCGCUAAUGUAUUUGAGAUAUUUGGAGUCAGCGACCCCUCAAAUUACACAUGCAUCUGGCUGACCAAUGGGGAUCUUUCUCAACAUCACGUGCUCCAAGACAACUCCUAUUAUGGUGCUAAAAUGCCUGUGAAAUUGCAUGCUCGCUAUAGUACUCCACUUCACGAAACGAAGGAAAACAACGUUGGUAUUACAAAUCGGUACAACUAUCCACUGUACAAGCUGAACAUUCCACCUUAUUAGACAGUGCUAACUAGUAAUUAAUCACUUAAUAACCAAAGUUUAUAUUUGCAUCCGAGAUUGAAGAAUUAUCCUUUUAGAGGGUAGCAACGGGGGGGAGAGGGGACCUUUAUCUCGUUUCACGCACGAUUAUUUAGAAAAGAUUCACGCGUCAUGUAUAUAAAAGGGGGGAACUUUGAAUCCCUCUUCUUGUGUGCAAGGUUUCAGAAAGAUCUUGGGGUUUUCACGGAAUGAAAGAAAAAAUUCACGGGUCACGCAUACUUCAGGAGGCGAAUCACGCCUCACGCUGGUUCAUAAAUUUACGAACCACGCUCACCUUAGUAUAAAAUUCACGCUUCCUGUAUCAAUUUUCACCGUAAUCACACGUCACUUACACAAUCCCUUUGUAGCCCUCUUUUAAUAUUACAGCGUUUCAGAUGGAUUUAAGUGAGCAAUGAAAGAAUCAGUUUUGUUAUCAUGAUUACGAUAAAUGACUAUCCAGUGAUCGAUGCAGGUUCUAUUUGCGAAAUAAAUAGGAGUGCAUCUGCACAUUGGAUAUUGAAGAUGGAAUAGUAUUUUAUGGGCAACAGGUGACGUCACCCCCCUUGCACAUCGCUCCAAGUUUAGUCACCCUGAAGUAUAAUUGUGUCGCCCCCACCUUGAAGUUGCGUCGCUCCCACCUUGAAGUUGCGUCGCCCCCAGCCCCCAACCUUUGACACAAGUUCAAAGUUGAUUAAGGUUUUAAACAUAUUUGACGUAAUUUUUAACCCUUAAACCCCUAAGAGUGGCUAACGUUAAAUUUCUCCUUAUAAUAUCACCUCUGAAUCACACACUAAGAUUACGAGAAUA
Stylophora pistillata is the source of this 3315-nucleotide messenger RNA. RefSeq lists its product as uncharacterized. NCBI's taxonomy places the organism in Eukaryota, Metazoa, Cnidaria, Anthozoa, Scleractinia, Pocilloporidae. The record is from RefSeq and is a predicted model, not a curated record.